CCCUGCGCGCCCGGCCACGCCCUCGCCUGAGAGGCGCACGGAGGCGGAGCCCGACCGUCUGACGACGCUUCCCAUGGCUGACAGUGCUGUGCGUAGUUCUGUGGGCCUCGGUCCCCCGCUUGCCCGUGCCUCCCGGAAGGCUACAGGUAUUAAACAAACAAGUGUCUUGAAAAAAGAAGAUGCUUCCAAAAGGAAAGCAGAACUGGAAGCAGCUGUGAAAAAGAAGAUUGAGUUUGAGAGAAAAGCUCUGCAUAUUGUCGAACAGCUAUUAGAAGAGAACAUUACAGAGGAAUUCCUAGUGGAAUGUGGGAAGUUUAUCACACCUGCUCACUACAGUGAUGUUGUGGUUGAACGUUCAAUUAUCAAAUUCUGUGGUUAUCCUUUAUGUCAGAAGAAGCUGGGCAUCGUACCAAAACAGAAAUACAAAAUUUCUACCAAAACCAAUAAAGUCUAUGAUAUUACUGAAAGAAAGUCUUUUUGCAGCAAUUUUUGUUACAAAGCAUCUAAGUAUUUUGAAGCACAAAUUCCCAAAACUCCAGUAUGGGUUCGAGAAGAAGACAGACAACCUGAUUUUCAGCUCCUAAAGGAAGGACAAAGUGGCCAUUCAGGAGAAGAAGUACAGUUAUACAGUAAAGCCAUUAAAACAUCAGAUAUUGAUAAUCCUGGUCAUUUUGAAAAGGAAUAUGAAUCUAGUUCUUCUACCACUUGUAGUGAUAAUAGCAGUGAUAAUGAACAAGAUUUUGUUUCCUCCAUUCUACCAGGAAAUGGGCCAAAUGCAAUGGGUACAGGGCCACAGCUGCACAAAAAAGGCAUAAGGAAAAAGAAAACUGGUCAAAAAACUAACUCCGCACUCAAAGACAAAGAACAGACACUAGUAGAAGUCACUGAGCAGUUAGGCAUUUGCACAUUAGAUAAUCAAAAGAAAGCUGCUGCUUGUGAACUUCCUUUUCAAAAAGAAAGAAUUUCUUCAAAAAAUCCUUCACAUGCAAGAUUAAAUGCUUUAGGAUAUUUUGAAAACAAAUGUAAUACAUCAGAAGUAACUCUUGUAGGUAUAAGUAAGAAAAGUGCUGCGCAUUUUAAGAAGAAAUUUGCCAAAUCAAAUCAAGUUUCUAGUUCAGUGCAGAUGUGUCCUGAAAUUGCAAAGAUGAACUUACUUAAAGUUCUGAGGGAGACUUUGAUUGAGUGGAAGACAGAAGAAACUUUGAGAUUUUUGUAUGGCCAAAAGUGUGCUUCUGUAUGUUUGAAACCCUCUUCAACUUGUGUAGUUAAUGAAGAACUUGAUGAAGAUGACAUAAACUCUGAUUCCGAUAAUCACUCCCUUCCUUUACGGGGACCUCAGAGUAGCCUGGAUGAGUCUUUACCUUUCAGAGGCUCAGAUACAGCUGUUAAGACACUACCAAGUUAUGAGUCCUUGAAAAAAGAAACUGAAACAUUCAAUCUGAGGAUCAGGGAAUUUUAUAGAGGACAGUAUGUUUUGAAUGAAGAUACCACCAUAUCACAAGACUCAGAAGAGCAUGAUUCCACCUUCCCGCUGAUAGAUUCAAGUUCCCAGAAUCAGAUUAGAAAACGCAUCGUACUUGAAAAAUUGAGUAAAGUAUUGCCUAAACUUUUAGGUCCUCUUCAGAUUCCCUUAGGAGAUAUUUACACUCAACUUAAAAAUCUUGUCCGAACUUUCAGAUUAACAAAUAGAAAUAUUAUACACAAUCCUGUAGAAUGGACUUUAAUUGCAGUGGUGUUGCUGUCAUUUCAUCCUGUUUUCUUUGAUUACUGUCAUUAAACCUACUCUUACAAGAGGAGACUCUACCAAUGCUGACCAAAAUCUGGGAAGGUUUCAGAUAAAAACCAGCAGCCAAAGUGAAGUAUCAAGAAACAGCUAUCUGGCCCUUUAUGUAUAGCCUACUUGCCAGAAAUGGGAAUCAGGUUUGCUCAGGUGUAUUUGUACUUAAGAUGUAACUUUUUCACCAACAUUUAAUAGAGAACCUUUAUAAAUAGUCCACCACUUUGUAUUCCUGUGGUUAAUUUUAGCAUAAGAAUCGAAUGUCGUCUCUUAGUGGGUAGCCAGAGAAAGAGUUGUGUGUUAUGCUUCAUGUGAAUCAUUUAGGUAUCUAAUGAAGGAGAUGAAUACUUAAACUUCGUAUUACCCAGAAAAGAUAGAAGAUAAUGGAACUUGUAAUCUAAAGCAGAUACCAUAUGUGCUAUUUCUACUUUUAUACCCCUGAUGUUUUCUAAUGGAAAGCUUUCAAGACCAUCUUCAAAAAUGUCUGCUUUCAUUUUAUUUAUCUGAACUGGCUGUUUCCAGUGAACUGUGGCCCGCUUCCUAGGCAGAGACCAUGCAAUAGUUUAUUCCCUCUAAAAGCUUUGAGUAUUCCUGUUGUUCAGGGAGUAGCAUGUAAGUCCUGGGAAAUGGUAUUUAAACAAGCUCAACUUGGCCAUGAUCGCUAAACAAAAGCCAUCACUGGACAUGGGCAGCCACUUUAGGUAACCAUCAUACAGAUAAGAUACUCUGGAGAGUCUCUUCCCUAGGGCUACCAGGCAUGAAUGGAAAGAUGUGACUAAGGCUUUU
Cavia porcellus (domestic guinea pig) is the source of this 2563-nucleotide messenger RNA. RefSeq names its product RNA polymerase II associated protein 2 (gene Rpap2). The transcript is spliced from 12 exons. Gene Ontology annotation, cellular component: nucleus; cytoplasm. Gene Ontology annotation, molecular function: RNA polymerase II CTD heptapeptide repeat phosphatase activity; RNA polymerase core enzyme binding. The record is from RefSeq and is a predicted model, not a curated record. Lineage: Eukaryota; Metazoa; Chordata; Mammalia; Rodentia; Caviidae. Bases 74 to 1777 code for a protein of 567 amino acids.